UCUGCAAUCAGUAAAGCAGUGAUAAGGAGAUAUUUUUCAAAAAAAAAAAAGAUGGCCGGAUUGUCACAAGAUUGGGAGCCGGUGGUGAUUCGCAAGAAAGCGCCGACCGCCGCCGCACGGAAAGAUGAGAAAGCAGUCAACGCCGCCCGUCGAGCCGGUGCCGAAAUCGAAACCGUCAGAAAAGCUACUGCUGGGUCAAACAAGGCUGCCUCUAGUAGCACAACGUUGAACACGAGAAAGCUGGAUGAAGAUACUGAGAAUCUGUCACAUCAAAAGGUACCUACUGAACUGAAGAAAGCGAUUAUGCAAGCUCGACAGGAUAAGAAGCUUACUCAGUCUCAACUUGCCCAAUUGAUAAACGAAAAACCACAGAUCAUUCAAGAGUAUGAAUCUGGAAAGGCAAUUCCAAACCAACAGAUAAUUUCUAAACUGGAGAGAGCUCUUGGUGCGAAACUUCGUGGAAAGAAAUAAACUGCAAAAGUGAUGGUGGUGGUGGUGGGGUGUGUGUGUGUGUGUGAACCUUUUGAACGUCUACAUCGUUUGGGUUCUAAGUGUGGUCAUGUACAUGAGCCUUUUGAAUGUUUUCUUUAGCCAGUAAGGUGGUUCUUGUGUCUGGAUUCGGGACGUUACUUUCGUUGUUAAAACUGAAUGUUUUUCCUGUCGAAAAUGGAUGUGCUUGCUCUUGCUAGAUGUUUAAGGAUUGCAAUUAGGACAAUUCAGCAAAUUUGAUUAUCCAGAC
Molecule: messenger RNA, 739 nt
Organism: Solanum lycopersicum (tomato)
Lineage: Eukaryota; Viridiplantae; Streptophyta; Magnoliopsida; Solanales; Solanaceae
Gene: MBF1
Product: multiprotein-bridging factor 1b
Cellular component (GO): nucleus
Molecular function (GO): DNA binding
Source: RefSeq, marked validated